AUGGGUUCUCUAGAAGAAACGGGGACUUGGACAGUCUGUGAACUGUCUCCAGGGAAACAUCCGGUUGGUUGUAAAUGGAUCAACACCAUCAAAUACAACCAUGAUGGCACCAUUGAGCGACACAAAUCCAGAUUAGUUUCGAUGGGUUACACUCAGUUGGAAUGCUUAGACUACUUAGAUACUUUCUCUCCAGUUGCUAAGAUUGGUACUCUGCGUCUCCUCAUUCGUCUUGCUGCUGCCAAGAACUGGUCUAUUACACAGUUAGACAUCAGCAAUGCCUUCCUCAACGGUGAUCUAGACGAGGAAAUAUACAUGAAACUUUCUCCUGGAUAUGAAGAGCUAACUGGCAAAAGUUUCCUCCAAAUUCUGUUUGCAAACUCCACAAAUCACUCCCUCUUCAUUAAAUAUGUGGAUCGUUUUUUCUUGGCUAUUCUCGUCUAUGUUGACGACAUCCUGAUAGUGGACAAUGAUGAUUCUGCUGUUUCUCACUUCAAAGACGUUCUGAAAUCUCCAUUCAAGCUUCGUGAUCUUGGCCCUGCCAAAUAUUUUUUGAGCUUUGAGAUUGCACGAAACGCAACUGGGAUUUCAAUUAAUCAACGUAAAUAUAUGUUAGAACUUCUUGAGGAAGCGGGUUUCUUAGGCUGUAAGCCUCUCUCUGUUCCCAUGGAACCCAACCUCAAGAUGUCUGCUACGUCGGGUGUCUUGCUUCCUGAUGCUUCUGUCUAUCGUCGUCUUUUGGGGCGUCUCUUAUACUUGACGCAUACCCGUUCUGAUAUUACGUAUGCAGUUCGCAAACUCAGUCAGUACAUGUCUGCUCCCACAGACGUACAUCUCCAAGCAGCGUACUAUGUGCUUCGCUAUCUUAAGAAUGAUCCAGCUCAUAAAUUGUUUUAUUCUGCUUCUUCUGCAUUGACUCUCAAGGCUUAUUCCGAUGCAGAUUGGACAGCAUGCCCGGAUUCUCGUCAGUCUGUUACAGGCUAUUGUAUUUUUCUUGGAGAUUCCAUGAUCUCAUGGCGAUCUAAGAAGCAGCAGACCGUGUCUCACAGCAGUUCAGAGGCUGAAUAUCGCACCAUGGCUGAUGCUACUUGUGAGCUUAUCUGGCUAACUACGCUGUUGUUCGAGAUGCAGUGUUCAGUCCCUGCUCCUGCAACUCUCUUCUGCGACAAUCAAUCUGCUCUUUAA
Messenger RNA from Raphanus sativus (radish), 1182 nucleotides. RefSeq lists its product as uncharacterized. The transcript has 2 exons. Bases 1 to 1182 code for a protein of 393 amino acids. NCBI's taxonomy places the organism in Eukaryota, Viridiplantae, Streptophyta, Magnoliopsida, Brassicales, Brassicaceae. The record is from RefSeq and is a predicted model, not a curated record.